AACCAGCCCUGCCUAUAAAGAUGGAAGGCUCCCAGCAACGGGUUCCACUGCUCGUUGUUUCUCACGAGAGACGCAUCAGGUCUUGGUGAGGGUGCGGCCAUAAAUCUUUUCUUGCUUAUUCUGCAAAACAGCUCAUAAACUACAGCAUCAUGCGUGAGUGCAUCUCCAUCCACGUUGGUCAGGCUGGUGUCCAGAUCGGCAAUGCCUGCUGGGAACUGUACUGUCUGGAGCAUGGCAUCCAGCCUGAUGGUCAGAUGCCAUCCGACAAGACCAUCGGAGGAGGCGACGACUCCUUCAACACCUUCUUCAGCGAGACGGGCGCCGGCAAGCACGUGCCACGUGCAGUCUUCGUCGACCUCGAACCUACUGUCGUUGACGAGGUUCGUACAGGCACCUACCGCCAGCUUUUCCACCCGGAGCAACUGGUGACCGGCAAGGAGGACGCCGCCAACAACUACGCCCGCGGCCACUACACCAUCGGCAAGGAAAUCGUCGACCUGGUGCUCGACCGCAUCCGCAAGCUGGCUGACCAGUGCACUGGGCUGCAAGGUUUCCUCAUCUUCCAUUCCUUCGGUGGCGGCACCGGCUCUGGCUUCACCUCUCUCCUGAUGGAGCGUCUGUCUGUCGACUACGGCAAGAAAUCUAAGCUGGAAUUUGCCAUUUACCCAGCUCCCCAGGUAUCCACCGCAGUGGUUGAGCCCUACAACUCUAUCCUCACCACCCACACCACCCUCGAGCACUCCGACUGUGCCUUCAUGGUUGACAACGAGGCUAUCUACGACAUCUGCCGACGAAACCUCGACAUCGAGAGACCCACCUACACCAACCUCAACCGUCUUAUCGGUCAGAUCGUGUCCUCUAUCACCGCUUCUCUACGCUUCGAUGGCGCCCUCAACGUCGACCUGACGGAGUUCCAGACCAACCUGGUGCCCUACCCCCGCAUCCACUUCCCUCUGGCUACCUACGCCCCCGUCAUCUCCGCCGAGAAAGCCUACCACGAGCAGCUGACGGUGGCCGAGAUCACCAACGCCUGCUUCGAGCCGGCCAACCAGAUGGUCAAGUGCGACCCUCGCCACGGCAAGUACAUGGCCUGCUGCAUGCUGUACCGCGGUGAUGUCGUGCCUAAGGAUGUCAACGCCGCCAUCGCCACCAUCAAGACCAAGCGCACCAUCCAGUUCGUCGACUGGUGUCCCACUGGCUUCAAGGUGGGCAUCAACUACCAGCCUCCUACAGUGGUGCCUGGUGGUGACCUGGCCAAGGUGCAGCGUGCCGUGUGCAUGUUGAGCAACACCACGGCCAUCGCCGAGGCCUGGGCCCGUCUCGACCACAAGUUUGACCUCAUGUACGCCAAGCGCGCCUUCGUGCACUGGUACGUGGGUGAGGGCAUGGAGGAGGGCGAGUUCUCCGAGGCCCGUGAGGAUCUGGCGGCCCUGGAGAAGGACUACGAGGAGGUCGGCGUCGACUCCGUAGAAGGCGAGGGUGAAGGAGAAGGAGAGGAAUAUUAAACAACUCUACCUCAUCGCCAGACUUCUCUCCGAAUAAUCAAUACCGGUCACAAAGUUGUUGCGUUAUGAGACAGAACUAUGACCAUAUUUGGUUCUAGUACUUCAGCUGUUAAAACAAUCAUUCUAAAAGAAAUAUCUUUGUUACGACGAUGAAAAUCUCGAACUCGGCAAUGUUUCAUGUUUUUGGAUACGAAAAUAUGUGACUUUAAAGUUAAUUUUGUACGUAAGUUCGUGCUUAAGUAAUGCAAAUUAAAACAGUUCUUAUGUUUUUAGCUCAUCUUUUUAGUGAAAUAAAAAAAUCCGUUUCUAUCCCCAGCUCUUGGAAAAA
This is a messenger RNA of Pomacea canaliculata, 1833 nucleotides long. Its product is annotated as tubulin alpha-1A chain-like. The record is from RefSeq and is a predicted model, not a curated record. The coding region runs from base 150 to 1505 and encodes 451 amino acids. NCBI's taxonomy places the organism in Eukaryota, Metazoa, Mollusca, Gastropoda, Architaenioglossa, Ampullariidae. The transcript has 5 exons. Gene Ontology annotation, biological process: microtubule cytoskeleton organization; mitotic cell cycle. Gene Ontology annotation, cellular component: cytoplasm; microtubule. Gene Ontology annotation, molecular function: GTP binding; structural constituent of cytoskeleton.